AUGUGUGACGUUAUGACAACGUAGGCAACAACAUUUGUUUCACUUUCUUUAGUGUGGAGGAUUUCUGACGCAGUCAUACAAAGUGUAACCGCUGAGUGAACAACUGACGGUAAAAUAACAUCUAAUAAGACAAUAAGAGUGUGAGUCUGUGCCGCGGACUGAUCAGCUGAUCGGAUCAUUAAUAACUGACUGGAAAUCGAUUAUUGAUCAUCGUCAGAUUGAACACAACAGUUAGUCUCCAGUUGAUUUAGUCUCUGAUGUUUCUGGCAGUGUGACAUUAUGGCGGCUGCAGCAACAGAUAUGCAACCCCUGAAGAACAGCAGCAGCUGUGAAUAUCUGCCACCUGACAUGUAUGAGCUGAGGGUUGUUCUGCUGGGGAACAGCUGGUCUCAGAGGAGUUCAGUGGGGGACUUCAUACUGAGACAGACUAUCUUCAACAAAGCACCAGACUGCUGUGUGAGAAUUGGUGGACCGUUGGAGGAGAAAAAAAUUGUUGUUAUCAACACCCCAGAUGUCCUGCUUCCUAACAUCUGUAUGGAAAAACUGACACAAUUUCUAAAAGACUGUGAGAAACAAUCUGCUCCUGGACCUCAUGUGUUCCUGCUGGUUCUACAACCUGAAGACUUCACUGAGGAACAGAAGAAGAGGCUCUGCAGAGUCCUUCAACUCUUCAGUGAUCAAUCAUUUGAUCAUUCACUGGUUCUGAUAUCAACACCCAGAGAGGAGAGGACAGGUUGGAUGGAAAAAUACAUGGAACAUCCACCAUUAAAAGACAUGAUCAGAACAUGUAGAUACAGAUACCUGAAGCAGAAGAACCUGAGACAUGCAGAGCUGUUAACACGGUUGGGUCAAAUUGUAAAAGAGAACAAUGGAGGACAUGUUUGCCAUGAGAGAUAUGAGGACACAACUCCUACUUUACCAGUUGAUCAUCAAAGGCCAACACAAAAGGAAACACAGACUCCUAUCUCAGAUGCCGUUAAAGCUGCUGGGCUGCAUGUGAUUAAAGAAACGACUCCACAGCUCUCACUCUUGGGGAAAAAUCCUUUGUCUCACACAUCUGCAUUCAGGAUUGUGCUGCUGGGGAAAAGUGAGAACAAAAAGACAAAACUUGGUAACUUCAUCAUCAGGGACCAAAUUUUUCAUGAGCGGACACAUUCUCCAAAGUGUGUGGCCUCCUGUGGAGAGUGGAAAGGAAAACCAUUAACAGUCGUGAAAACUCCAGACAUGUUCAGUCUGUCUGAGGAGACCAUGAGAAGAGAGGUCAAUAACUGUGUGAGUCUUUGUUCUCCUGGACCAAAUGUUCUGCUGCUGUUUGUGAAACCUUCUGAGUUCACUGAGAGGAACAGAAAAACACUGAAGUUCAUCCUGAGUUUGUUUGGUCAAGAUGCUUUUAGAUACUCAAUGGUCGUCAUAACACAUGAGGGGAUUGAAAUGAGUUUUCCUCUUAAUGACCUCCUUAAAGACUGUGAAGGAAGGCACUACUGGAUGCCUGAAGAUGACCAUAGAUCUUUGAUGGAGAAGAUUGAAGACACAAAGAAAAACUAUGAGACCCUCUUGCCUGCAUGUGAACACAUCAAACCAUCUUUAAACCUGGUUCUGUGUGGGAGGAGAGGAGCAGAGAAGACUUCAGCAGCCAAGGCCAUUUUAGGUCAGACAGAGCUUCAUUCAGUCUCCACCUCAUCAGAGUGUGUUAAACAUCAGGGAGAGGUGUGUGGACGUUGGGUUUCCCUGGUGGAGCUGCCUGCCUUGUAUGGAAAACCUCAGGAGGCAGUGAUGGAGGAAUCACUCAGGUGUAUCUCCCUCUGUGAUCCUGAGGGCGUCCAUGCCUUCAUCCUGGUCCUACCUGUGGGUCCUCCCACUGACAAGGACAAGAAAGAGUUAGAGACCAUCCAGAACACAUUCAGCUCUCCCGUCAAUGACUUCACCAUGAUUCUGUUCACUGUGGAGUCAGAUCCUACAGAUCCAGCUGUUGUUAACUUUGUAAAGAGAAGCAGAUACAUCCAGGAGCUCUGUCAGAGCUGUGGAGGAAGAUCUGUUGUUCUCAACAUCAAGGACAAACAGCAGAUCCCAGAGCUGUUGGAUACUGUUGAAAAGAUGAGACCUUACAAAGACAAACCACUAUGCUAUACAACUGAAACUCUUGUGUACAGCCAAAUGGAAAAGAUCAGCAUGUUACAUGUUAAGAUUAUGGACCUGGAAACAAAAGGCAUGGCCACUUGUGAAGAAGAGAAACAGAGUCCAGAGAGUCUCAGGAUUGUGCUGAUAGGGAAGACUGGCAGUGGAAAGAGCUCUUCAGGAAACACCAUUCUGGGAAGAAAGGUGUUUAAAUCUGAAUCAAGCCAGAAAUCAGUCACCAAACGCUGUCAGAAAGCAGAGAGUGAAGUCGACGGUCGUCCUGUUGUUGUGGUCGACACUCCUGGUCUGUUCGAUAAUAGUUUGUCUCAUGAAGAGGUUAAUGAGGAGAUGGUGAAAUGUGUCAGUCUUCUGGCUCCAGGACCACAUGUCUUCCUGUUGGUGUUACAGAUUGGACGAUUCACACCAGAGGAGAAGGAGACAUUAAAUUUAAUCAAGAAGGGAUUUGGGAAGAAUUCUGAAAAGUUCACCAUUGUUCUUUUAACUGGAGGCGAUUCACUGGAGGAGGAUGAGCUCUCUAUUACAGAAUACAUUGAAGAGAAAUGUGAUGAUUCCUUUAAGAAGCUGAUCUCUGACUGUGGAGGAAGAUACCAUGUGUUUAACAACCGUGAUAAAAAAAAUCCCACACAAGUCAGUGAACUGAUCAACAAGAUCAACACCAUGGUGAAGGAAAAUGGAGGCAGCUGCUACACUAAUGAGAUGCUGCAAGAGGCUGAAGCAGCAAUACAGAAAGAAGUGGAGAGAAUCCUGAAGGAGAAGGAAGAAGAGAUGAAGAGAGAGAGGGAGGAACUAGAGAGAAAACAUGAAGAGGAAAUGCAAGCAAUGAAAAGAAGAAUGGAAGAACAGAGAGCAGAAAUUGAACAAGAGAGAAAACUGAGAGAAAAACAACUCAUGGAGAAAGAAGAAAACAUCAACAAGGAGCGAGAGGAGAGAAAGAAAGAACAGGAGAGGAGAGAAGAAGAAGACAGGAGGAGGAAAGAGCAGGAAGAAAUUCAAAGACAGGAGUGGGAAGAAAAACUAGAAGCUUUGGAGAAAAAAAUAAAAUCAGAAUCCAAAGAAAAGGAAACCAUUGAUAAAAAGUUGGUGCAGAGCAGAGAAGAGAUGAGAAGAGAACGAGAGACCUGGGAAAAAGAAAGAAAAGUAUGGUGGGAAGAACGAUACCGUGAUGCUCGACAAAGCCGAAUGAUGGAGAAAACAAAACUUAAAAAUCUCCAAGAAGAAUAUGAACAGGAAAGAGAAAAGUAUGAAAACAAAAGAAAAGAAGAAGAUCGAAUCAGAAAAGAACAGGAGGAGAAGGAGAGAAAAGAGUUAGAGGAAAACUAUAAGAAAGAAAUGGAGGGCAUGAAGCAGAAAUAUGAAGAGGAGGCCAGAAAACAAGCUGAAGAAUUCAAUGAGUUCAAAGAAAAAUACACCAAAGACUUUGAAGCUCUUAUGGAAAAACAUGAUGAAGAACUCAAGGCCCUGAAGCAACAGCAUGAGAAAGACAAGCAACAGACAGAAGACAAACACAGCAAAGAGUAUAAACUGUUGGAGAAUCUCUCCAGUUACAAUGAAAAAGAACUGAAAGAAAAAAUUGGGAGAAAAGAAAAAGAACUACAAGAUGAAAUGGUGGACAAAAGAAAACUGCAAGACAAAAUGAAGGACAAAGAAAAACGACUCAAAGAACUGGAGGACCUGAAGAAAAAACAACAACAAGAAAUAAAUAAUCUGAAGAAGAAAUACAAAGAGAAAUGUACCAUCUGCUGAUGAUGUUUCCCUCUGCUGAAACUGUGUUAUUCACUGUCCACUAAGAUACAGGGUUAAUACUUCAGGGUUCACUUUUCUGUCAGUAAUACAGACCUUUGACAGUGGUCUUUAAUUGCUUUGUUGGGAAUUUUCUGUAUGCAUACAAAACUUUGUACUUUUUCAGACUUGUUAUUGGGGUGGCUUGGUGGUCUAUUAAUUAGUGAGUUUCAGAGAUGCUGGUCAGCAGAUGUUGUUCCCUGUGGACAGAGCCAGGCUGUGUACACCUGUUUCCAGUCUCUGGGCUGAGCUAAGUCUCAUCUAAGUCUCAGCUAGAAAGUCAAUAUGUAUUUAGAAAUCAGAUGAAAUGCUGUGGCUUGAUAGAUCAAUGAGGUGUAGGGGAGGAUUUAUAUAGAGAUUUUUUUUUUCUGUUUUUUUUCUAAAUAGUUCAUAAGUUGCAUGAAUUUGCUUAAUUGAAAAUUUUAUAACUUAAUUUUAGAUUUUGUUUUACAGUACUGUCAAGUAAGCUGUACUGAGUACCAGAAAAAUAACUCACAGUAAUGAACAGGAUAGAACAACUGGGGCUGGGACUAAGGAUAAGUUGCUUAAAGAUGCUUAAACAAUUUUGAUUUAAUCAUUUACAUUCAUUCUCUUUUUUGGAAAUAGUGUUUGUAAGGAUAAUGCUGAGCACUUGGUUUUAUUAGCAGUAAUCUUGUAGAAGAAAUCUGAAUUAAAUAAUAUUUAAGAUGGGGUGUGAUAUUUUUAGAAGGUUUCUGGGCCAGUCAGGAGAGUGGACAAAAAUUACUAAAGAAGCAACAAAACUGCAAUGUUUUAAACUAGAUCACGGACAAACUAUGACCCAAAAAUAUGAGAUAAAUAUGAGCAAAUGGAAAACAGAUGGAAAUAGUUUACUAGUCUGGGAUCUGAUGGAUAAUGAGUCUUUUAUUGAUGUUCUUCCUAAUUUGCAUUUCUGAACCUUUCUGUAACUAAUUUGGCAGUUGAACUCAUCAUAACAUGUUGAAUUUUAAAUCAUUCAUUAGUAGUUACUGAGUUACUGUUACAUGUUAUGUUACAUGUUUAUUAUUUUAAACGUUUUAACACUAAAACUAAAACAAAUGCAGUUUUUAAAAUAAUUGAUUAAGUAUUCUGCAAAAAAAUGUUGAAAUGUUACCUUUGAUUGCAUGUUAUCCACACUGAUCUUCUCUUUUACUUUGUAAUGAGAAUUUAUUUGUUCACUCUGAUGAUUUUAAUAUUUUAUCUGCAUUUAACCAAUCACAGUUUUUACUGCUGUUGCCUCAUUUGCAUUGGUAGUAUCAAGUAUCAAAUCCUGUCAUUUAAAAUUAAGUAAACCACAAAUUUUCUAAAAUUAAAGGGUUAAAAAAGGCUUGAUGAAUAACUUGCAAUUUUUUAUCAUCUGUUUAGAAUUCAUUAUAAAUGAGCUGAACCAUAACAGUUCACAUUUAUAUCAGGAAUUUGUCAAAACAUUAUUUUUAAAACAUCAAGUUUUCAAAUUACAAUGAACACCAUCAGGAGAAUUACUUCCACAAAAAUGUGUGCUGUUUUGGGUGAGACUGAAUUCCUUUCAUGUAAACUACUUUUUGUAAAAAGAAACACAAUAAAAGUAAGAAAAAAUAACAAACAAAUCAAUUAAAAA
Lates calcarifer (barramundi perch) is the source of this 5509-nucleotide messenger RNA. RefSeq lists its product as uncharacterized. Gene Ontology annotation, molecular function: GTP binding. Bases 280 to 3879 code for a protein of 1199 amino acids. Lineage: Eukaryota; Metazoa; Chordata; Actinopteri; Centropomidae. The transcript is spliced from 7 exons. The record is from RefSeq and is a predicted model, not a curated record.